This is a messenger RNA of Agrilus planipennis (emerald ash borer), 583 nucleotides long. RefSeq names its product dynein light chain roadblock-type 2. The coding region runs from base 130 to 423 and encodes 97 amino acids. Lineage: Eukaryota; Metazoa; Arthropoda; Insecta; Coleoptera; Buprestidae. The transcript has 4 exons. Gene Ontology annotation, cellular component: centrosome; cytoplasmic dynein complex; cytoplasm. The record is from RefSeq and is a predicted model, not a curated record. Gene Ontology annotation, molecular function: dynein intermediate chain binding. Gene Ontology annotation, biological process: microtubule-based movement.
UUUAAUAUUUGUUAUAAUUCCUAAAAUAAUUAAUUUAAAAAAGCAAGUACAAUUCUGUUUCAUUUGUUUGGUUUUAUCAAUCAAGCAAAUUUACGAAGUUUUAUCUAAUAUUAAGUGAAACAUAAAAAUAUGUCAAACGAAGUUGAAGAUACAUUAAAAAGAAUCCAAUCUCACAAGGGUGUCGUUGGUACAAUUAUAGUUAAUGCAGAAGGUAUUCCAAUUAAAUCUACCUUGGACAAUACAACAACUGUCCAAUAUGCAGGGCUUAUAAGUCAGUUAGCAGAUAAAGCAAGAAGUGUUGUAAGAGAUUUAGAUCCUGCAAAUGAUUUGACAUUUCUAAGAAUCAGAUCAAAAAAACAUGAGGUAAUGGUGGCCCCUGAUAAAGAAUUUAUCCUGAUUGUUAUACAAAAUCCUGUGGAUUAAAUUAUGUUAACACAUACUAAUUAUUAUAAUUGAACUUAUAUUUAUGCUAAUAAUUUAUUUUUUUCCCUGUAUUAUUGAUUUUAAAUUAUAAAUAUUGGAUGUACAUGAGAUAUUUUAUUGUUUAUCAAAAAACUGUUUUUACAAUAUAAACUUAUUGAGA